GAGACUGAACUCUCUCUGCAGCGUUUGGACUCUGGACUGAAGGACCUGAUGAGCAUGAAGACGGACCUGUCCCAGUACGUGGGCUCCGGUGACUCGGCCCUGCUGGAGCAGCAGCUGGAGCAGCUCCACUGCCAGUGGGAGGAGCUGUGUGAGAAGGUGUCGUUGCGCAGGCAGGAGAUAGCGGACCGCCUCAACGCGUGGACCAUCUUCAAUGAAAAGAACACAGAGUUCUGUGAUUGGCUGACUCAGAUGGAGCAGAAGGUGUGUCAGAGCAGAGACCUGAGCAUCGAGGAAAUGGUGGAGAAGCUGAAGAAGGACUGCAUGGAGGACAUCAACCUGUUCAGUGAAAACAAGAGUCACCUGAAGCAGCUGGGCGAGCAGCUGCUGUCAGCCAGCGACCAGGCCAAGCAGAGCCAGGUCCACGGCUCACUGCAGGAGGUCAAUGAGCGAUGGCACAACCUCUUCCACCACAUCGAAGCCCGGAGCUGCAGCGGGACAUGGAGCAGCGAGCAGAAGACGUGUCCUCGGUGCUCAGGUUGUGUGACGUGUUGCUGAGUGAUGAAGAUGCUGCAGGUGCAGCAGAGGAGGACAGGCGGUCCCUGCAGGAGACCAGCUGCAGUCUGGACCGGAGGUGGAGGACCAUCUGUGCCCUGGCUCUGGACAGAAGACUCAGGAUCGAGGAGACGUGGACUCUCUGGUCCAGGUUCCUCCAGGACUACUCCYGCUUUGAGGACUGGCUGCAGACGGCUGAGAGAAGAGCUGCCAACCCCGACUCAGCAGACGUGCUGUUCUCUGUGGCCAAGGAGGAGCUCAAGAAGUUUGAGAGCUUCCAGCGGCAGGUCCACGAGCGUCUGACUCACUUAGAGCUCCUCAACAACCAGUACCGCCGCCUGGCCCGGGAGAACCGCACCGACCGGGCCGGGCAGCUCAAAGCCCGCAUCAGAGGGGGCAACGAGCGCUGGAACGCCCUGCAGCGCCGAGGGGCCGCCAUCCUGCGCCGCCUCAAGUACUUCACGGGUCAGAGGGAGGACUUUGAAGGGACCAGAGGGAGCAUGCUGGUGUGGCUGACAGAACUGGACCUGCAGCUYACAGACGUGGAGCACUUCUCAGAGAGCGACGUCCAUCAGAAGAUCCAGCAGCUGAACAGCUUCCACAAGGAGAUCUCUCUGAACUCGGAGCGCAUCGACGACCUCAUCGUGUUCGGAGAGGUUCUGAUCCAGAAGAGUUCACCUGAGGACGCAGCGCUGAUCGAGGACCAGCUGGAAGAGCUGCAUCUGUACUGUCAGGAGGUUUUCAGCAGGCUGGUCCGCUUCCACCAGCGCCUCAGCCAGCCCCGG
This is a messenger RNA of Austrofundulus limnaeus, 1337 nucleotides long. Its product is annotated as nesprin-2. NCBI's taxonomy places the organism in Eukaryota, Metazoa, Chordata, Actinopteri, Cyprinodontiformes, Rivulidae. The record is from RefSeq and is a predicted model, not a curated record. Gene Ontology annotation, molecular function: protein binding.